AAAUAAUACUUGUCAAAUACACACCAAUGCACACAUAACAACCAACUAUUAAACAAACAAAUAUUGGUAUGCAAAAUAACAAUAAAGUCAGUGUAUAUAAACAAUAAACAAUAAUGGAAGGAGUUCAAAUGGUUGACAUUGACAAGCUGAUUGACAAUCUCCAAGAGGUACUGAAACUUCAAGAUGUCAAUAAUGAUCCAACAAAUGAAAUUGAAAUAAUAAAAAUAUUGGAUUUAUUAGUUGACAAUACAAAUGAUUUUGACAAAGAUGAAUUUAAAUUAAAUAUUGAUUAUGUUUUUUUGACAUUAUUAACAAAUGGGACAAAUAAAAUUAUAUCAAAAACAGCAAGAGCAAUUGCUGAAAUAUCAAAAUGUGAAAAAGGAAGAAUGAAAUUUACAAAUAAAAUAUUGAUUGAUAAUUUGAUGAAUCAAUUAAUGAAAAAUGAUGUUGAAAUAUUGACACAAGUGUCUCGGGCUCUUGGAAAUAUUUGUUACGAAAAUGAACAGGGUAAAAAAAUGGUUCAAGAAGCUGAUGGUCUUAAGUGUAUAAUAGAUGUUAUUAAAAAAUCAUUAAAACUUGAAGUAACAGAAUCAUCUGAAAUAUUAAAAAAUGUAUCUGUUGGUUUUUUAUUAAACUAUCUUGCUGAUCAAAAAGAUAUUAAACAAUCUAUAGUUGAUGAAGAAAUAAUACCAAUAAUUUAUAACAUCUUGGAAGUUGAUGCAAAAAAUGGUAAAAAAUCAGCAACACAUGCAUUAUUAAUUCUUGAAAGUCUCAAUGAAUCUGGUCUUGAAUUUUUUAAUGAUAAAUUAAUUAAAAUACUUGCUGAUAUACUUGAAAAUGAUACAUCAACUGAAUUAUCAGAAUUAUCAUUAGAAUUAUUACAUAGUCAAGCUGAAAAUGAUAAAAUUCAAAUAAUGCUUGCUAAAGCUGGUGUUUGUAAAGUUCUUGUUAAUUUAUUAGAAAAACAUAUUGAAAAAUGUAAAGAUGAAGAAGCAAGAACACUUUUAAAAAUAGCAUGUAAUUUAAUUGUCAUUAUAAUAACUGGAGAUGAAAGUAUGAAUUUAUUAUAUGACAAUAGUAAUGGUUUAAUAUACAAAAAAAUGAUAUCAUGGCUUGAUAAUAAUACUGAUGAUGAUUUAAAAGUAACAGCUGUAUUAUCAAUGGGUAAUUUUGCAAGAACAGAUGCUCAUUGUCAAUUAAUGGUAUCUCAGGGAGUUCAUAAAUUACUUAUAAAUCUUUUAAAAAAUAAUAAUAACAGUGAUGGUGAUAUAAGACUUCAACAUGCAUUAUUAUCAGCAAUUAGAAAUUUAGUUAUACCAAUUAAAAAUAAAUCAAUUAUGAUUAAUGAUGGACUUAUUGAUGUUGUUUAUCCAAUGAUUGAAAUUCAAACAUUUCCAGUUGUUUUUAAAUUACUAGGAACAUUGAGAAUUGUCAUCGAUGGACAAGAAAAUGUAGCAAUUGAGCUUGGAACUAAAAAUGAUUUAAUUGAAAAAACAAUAAAAUGGUGUAAUUCUGAGGAUCAUGCUGGUGUACAAGGUGAAGCAAAUCGUUUACUUGCAUGGCUUAUUAUUAAUAGUAAAAAUCAAAAUGUCAUUUCAUUGAUGAUUAAACAAGGAGCACUUGAAUAUUUAAUUAAAAUGAUAACUGCUGCUUAUCCUAUAAUGCAAAAUGAGGCAUUAUUAAGUCUUGCUAUUAUGACUGCAGUUAAUUUAUCUGAUUGUCAAAAUGAUCUGAUACAGGCUGAUGUUGCUGGACAAUUGGUUAAAUUUAUACAAAAUAGUAAUGAUAAUAAUUUGGAAGAGCCAAUUAUUGAAAAUGCUAUUACAUUUAUUACAACUAUUAUUAAAUCAGAUUUAUUGAAGGAUCAUAUUAAACAAUCAAAAUUAUCAUCAUGUUUAAAUGAUUAUACAAAUUCACUACUUCAAUCAUCACAAUUAAAAGAUAAAAUAAUUAAACUGUGCAAUUUAAUUGAAGACUAAAAAUUAAAAAAUCUAUAAUUGACCAAUAAUUAAUUACGUACUGGCAUAUUUUAUAACGAAAUUCAUUCCAAAUGAUUCAAUUCUAUUAUCACAAUUUUUUUUAUUAAUAUACACACAAUGAGGAUUAGCUGUGCCAAAAUUUAAACUAUUUUUAUUACAAUUAAUCAAAAUGAUAAAUUAACAUAAGUGUAUAACUUUUAUAAAAAAAAAAAAAAAGAAUAAAUAUUUGAUUGGAUGUAGAAGAUAUAAAAAAAAAAAAACAAAG
This is a messenger RNA of Aphidius gifuensis, 2244 nucleotides long. It is a transcript of the gene vimar, whose product is annotated as rap1 GTPase-GDP dissociation stimulator 1-B. Gene Ontology annotation, molecular function: guanyl-nucleotide exchange factor activity; protein binding. The record is from RefSeq and is a predicted model, not a curated record. The transcript is spliced from 7 exons. Gene Ontology annotation, cellular component: cytosol. Gene Ontology annotation, biological process: positive regulation of GTPase activity. Bases 114 to 1979 code for a protein of 621 amino acids. Lineage: Eukaryota; Metazoa; Arthropoda; Insecta; Hymenoptera; Braconidae.